CCCCCUCUGGGCCCCGCGCGCCGCCAGGCCCCGCCCCCUCCGCUCGGCAAGAUGGCGGCGCCCUUAGCGCAGCAGCUGGAGGAGCUGCUCAAUCCCCGGCCCGACCUGCGAGACCCCGAGGAUGACGCGGAGGAAGCCACAGUUGCUAAAGUGAUCGACAGGUUUGAGGAUGAUGCUGCAGAUGAAGUUUUACCUGUUGGUAAGAUACGGAGAAACGCUUCGGCCGCCCUCUUAGAAGCUGAUAAAAGGUACAGUGGGAAAGCGACAUCUCGGAAAGCCUUGAGGGAAGAGCUGUGGGGAGAUGCGCUGUCUGAAGAAGGAUCUGCUGCAGAAGCCUUAGAUGAGUGGUACAGCGGCAGUGAAGAUUCAGAAGACAAUGGCAGUUUGGGCAGUAAAACAGAGGAGCAACCCAGCAGUGCUGGCAGUGAGCAGGAGGAUAACCUGGAAGAUGAUGGGAGGGAUUCCUCUGCCAAAGCACCAAAGUUCAGUUUCCAGAAUGUCACAGACUUUGAGAAAUUUGCAGAGGGGAUGGAUGAUGUUGGGAGCAGUGAUGGAGAAGAUGAAGAUGAUGCCAGCAUGGAAGAAGGAAGCGAUGAUGAGAAAUACGAGGGGGAAAACCAUGACCACGUAAAAGACGCCACUGACAAUGAGGAUGAUGGGGGGGUGAUGACAUUCUCCAAAGGACAAGCGAGCGAUGAAGUGGAAAAAGGAAAAGCGGUGAAGAAUCAGCUGGCACUGUGGGAUCACAUCUUGGAAGGCAGAAUCAAGAUGCAGAAGGCACUUGUAAUAGCCAACCGGCUUCCUCAGCCAGAUACUUUCCCCCUCUUCAGAAAGGAAGGUGGACAGGAAUUCGACAAUGCUGUGGAGAGCUGUUGUAAAGCCAUAGACACAUUGCUGAGAGUACUAGUGGACAUUCAGGAUGAGCUGCUUUAUCAGUGCCCAGGCACGAGGCACCUGGUAGAUGGAAAACAAUCAAAACCUGAGAGUGAUGAUGAAAUCCCCAGCAGCAGCGAUGAAGAGCGAGCGAGUGAAGCUCGGGAGAAGAGGAAGCGGCCUCCAAAACGAAAGCUGAAGGCAGAGGACAUCCCAGAGUUCAUAGCCAAGAGAUAUGCAGACUAUAGGACGUACCGGAACAACAUCUUGCAGAAAUGGCAUGAGAAGACAAAGCUGGCAUCUGGCAAAAUGGGCAAGGGUUUCGGUGCCUUUGAGCGUUCAAUCUUGACUCAGAUUGAUCAUAUUUUGAUGGACAAAGAGAGAUUACUCCGGCGGACACAGACCAAGCGAUCAGUGUAUAAAGUGCUGGGGAAGAAGGAGCAGGAUUCCCAUCCCAUCCCUGAAUAUUUGCCUGAGAAUUCGGAUGUACCCCCUCAGACAGAUUCCAACAGGCACCUGAAGGACAUAGAUGAGGAAAUAUUUGAUGAUGAUGACUUUUAUCACCAGCUCCUUCGAGAACUGAUAGAACGUAAAACCACUUCAUUGGACCCCAAUGAUCAAGUCGCCAUGGGCAGACAGUGGCUGGCCAUCCAGAAGCUACGAAGCAAAAUAAAGAAGAAAGUGGACAGAAAAGCCAGUAAAGGAAGGAAAAUCCGGUAUCAUGUCCAUAGCAAGCUGGUGAGCUUCAUGGCACCUAUUGACCACUGUACGAUGAAUGAUGAUGCCAGGACGGAGCUUUACCGUUCGCUGUUUGGAAGAAUGGCACGUUCUGAAGACUCUGGACGUGGUUAGCAGCAUCCCGAUGCCAUCUGCACCUGCAGGAUCUGCCCCAUACACCUUUAGCUUCCCGGCCUGCUCAGCACAGGCCAAGCAUUGUGCAGGACAUGCUGUCACUGCACUCCUGUUAAACCCUCGGAGAUUUGUACUUUGGAGGUGGGUGGGAUUUUUAUUGUAUUUUCUUGUUAUCUUUCUGACUCGUGCUGUUGCGUUGGUUGGCUGCAGAUCUGGGUGGGGUGACUCGAUAUCCACCGAGUCGAGAGGAUUUAAAUGUCAUUUACAUAAUUAACCUGGCCUUAAGACAGAGAAAAGGUGCUCUCCAUUGCAGCAGCCCCAGCUCCCAAUUCACAUUCCGGUUUCUGAACAGCCUCUUUGCAGCCACAAACAAUACCCAGCUUGUGGUGGGCACAGUGUGGGGACACAUCUGGGGGUACCUCUUCAAUUGGAACACGCUGGUGAAUCUGUCAGUGCAGCAUUGAUUGUGUGCGCUUAAUUAUUUCUGCUGAUGGUGACUGAGCCCUCUUGUCUUCGCCGUCACUGUGACACACUUCUGAAAGAUAACAGCCCUAAUGCAGAGCUGCCAGGGGGCAUCACACAGGGUUUGUGGGGAUUCUGCAGCCAAAGGCCACAGUUUGGAAAUGAAACCCCCACAAGGGGAAUCCAUGAUUCUUUGAUUCUGCCUGCUGUGAUCAAUCUGAAACCGAGGUUAUCUUGCAUAAAUAAUGCGUGUGUAUGUGUGUAUAACAAGAUGGCCAUUGCUUGUGACCACAGGAACUGCCCUGUCUUUGUUUUGUGGGGUUUAAUUAAAACACUUUGUAAACGGA
This is a messenger RNA of Coturnix japonica (Japanese quail), 2534 nucleotides long. It is a transcript of the gene AATF, whose product is annotated as apoptosis antagonizing transcription factor. The record is from RefSeq and is a predicted model, not a curated record. NCBI's taxonomy places the organism in Eukaryota, Metazoa, Chordata, Aves, Galliformes, Phasianidae. Gene Ontology annotation, biological process: regulation of transcription by RNA polymerase II. Gene Ontology annotation, cellular component: nucleus; nucleolus.